Elgaria multicarinata webbii is the source of this 1368-nucleotide messenger RNA. Its product is annotated as chemerin-like receptor 1. Gene Ontology annotation, biological process: phospholipase C-activating G protein-coupled receptor signaling pathway; complement receptor mediated signaling pathway; inflammatory response. Bases 16 to 1077 code for a protein of 353 amino acids. The transcript has a single exon. Gene Ontology annotation, cellular component: plasma membrane. Gene Ontology annotation, molecular function: complement receptor activity; N-formyl peptide receptor activity. Lineage: Eukaryota; Metazoa; Chordata; Lepidosauria; Squamata; Anguidae. The record is from RefSeq and is a predicted model, not a curated record.
UACUCGUCGUCCAAAAUGGCUGCCAACACCACUUCGGAAGAAAGCCUUUAUGGAGAUUACGAAGACUAUGCCAAUUUUGAAGACAAUGCAGGUCUCAUUGAUUCUAUGGGGAUGCUUUCCGUGGCGGUCUACAGCAUUGCCUUCCUUCUGGGGGUGAUAGGAAAUGGCCUAGUCAUCUUCGUUACAGGCUUCCGUAUGAAGAGGACCGUUAAUACCAUCUGGUUUCUCAACUUGGCCAUAGCUGACUUUGUCUUUACUUUUUUUCUCCCAUUGAGUGCGGCCUACAUAGCUUUAGGCUUUCACUGGCCCUUUGGCAAGGCCCUGUGCAAGCUCAGCACCACUCUGGCCUUCCUCAACAUGUUUGCCAGUGUCUUCCUGCUCACUGUCAUCAGCAUGGACCGCUGCAUCUUUGUGGUGUGUCCUGUCUGGGCCCAGAACUAUCGCACAACCCGGCUGGCUUCCUUGGUCACGCUGGGCAUCUGGCUAGCAGCCCUGGCCCUCAGCUGCCCAUACCUUGUCUUCCGUGACACUAAAAGCUCUCUGGACGAGAACACCACUCACUGUUACAACAACUUUGCCUUGUCGGAUGGCUUCCAGUCAACGGAAGCUGAUGAGCUGGGGGAGCAUCGUCACCAGGCCCUAGUGCUGACCCGUUUUGUGGCUGGGUUCCUGGUACCAUUCACUGUCAUCCUGUUCUGUUAUGGCGUUAUCACGGCCAAGCUGAAGGGGAACCGGCUCACUCGCUCAGGCAGGCCCUUCAAGAUCAUGGUAGCAGUGGUCUUGGCCUUCUUUAUCUGCUGGUUCCCUUAUCACGUCUUCUCCUUCCUGGAGAUGUCAGUCACUGCAGUAACACCCUGGCUACAGACUGUUCUGGUGGUGGGGAUUCCCUUGGCUUCAGGCCUGGCUUACCUCAACAGCUGCCUGAAUCCUUUCUUGUACGUCUUUGUGGGGCAGGACUUCAGGGAGAAGUUGCGGACAUCUGUGCUUGCAGCUUUUGAGAGCGCUUUCAGCGAGACUUCAGCGCAAGUGUUGACCAAGAGCAAAUCCAGUUUGGAGGUAGAGUCUCACCUAGUUUAGAGCAGAAGCAGGCAGACUUCAGACUUAUUGGUCAACUUAUCCCCCCCACCCCGAUCCUUGAGGUCCACCAACCAAAGCCAUGUACAAAAUGGUGGCUUUGGAGGGUGGAACCUGGUGCAAAAUGGUGGUUCGGGGCUGAAACCAAUUCCCUACUAAACCGUAAUCCACAGUUGGGCGAUAUCUCUAUUAGGGCUUUCCAAAAUGUCACAAAACUGGGCAAGCUUCCAACAUCUCCAGAACUCUUUACCAGGCUAGGUGAUACAAAAAGAAUGGGUGGAGGAAGUACAAAAA